Molecule: messenger RNA, 1332 nt
Organism: Acanthoscelides obtectus
Lineage: Eukaryota; Metazoa; Arthropoda; Insecta; Coleoptera; Chrysomelidae
Source: the annotation of a GenBank genome assembly
GUUUGUUGCUAGUAUUUGUACAUACAUCGAUAAAAUUCAUAUUUUGCUUGGGAUCUCCAGAACGUAUCAGGAUGAAAAACCUUAAAUUAAUACUGCUAAUUUGUGCACACCCAGUUUUCUGUUUAUUUUCAGAAUCGGAUGUCUGUUAUUAUCGUCUGGUAACAGACUUUUCUCAAGAUAAUUGUACAGAAAAAACUAAAAAUGACGUAGAGAACAAAUCCUAUUAUUAUGCGAGAGACUCAUCUAGUUGUUUACCGAAGUGUCAAGAAUACACAGGCAAUCCUAAUAACUUCCCAUGUUCCAAUGAGAAGCCAUGUGUGCCUGGGUUCAGCUGUGAAUAUAGAUGCUAUAGAGACUUUGAUGUACGAUGUACCACUAACCAAGAUUGCAUGCACACGGUCUUCAAGAACUGCAAGCAAGUAUGUGUAGCAGACCCAGGAAGCUGUAUGUCUUAUUGGUCAAAUAUCGAUUCCUAUAAAAGUACCUACUUCAGCGCAUCAGUAUUCAAGCCAUCGUGCACGAAUGACGGAAAAUGGAAAGCUAAGCAAUGCAAAGGGGGAGUGAAUGGAAGAUGCUUCUGUUUUGAUGACCAUGGAAAGCGAUUGUUCGGUGAGACAAUGUUUCACAAAUCAAAUCAGAUGACAUGCGCUUGCAGCAGCAGAAAGGCAGCUCUGUUAGCACAAGGCAGAAGUUAUGUGAGUUUUCACUGCGAUAGUCUAGGAAAUUAUGAAAAGCUGCAGUGCGAUAGCGGGUUAUGUUGGUGCGCUGAACCAAAAAGUGGAAAAGUGAUUGCACCCGUGGUCCCCAUGAAAGCCAUGAUCAAGUUACCAUGCUAUGAAUUUUCUCAAACAGGAAAUCAGUACUAUAGAAAAUGUGAUAGUGUUACGUAUGCUUUGGCAACGAUCACCGAAACCCUAAAACGACAUGGAGUCAAAUAUCCCAACAUCGGUAGCAUUGUUUGUGAUGGAGAUGGAAGCUAUGGACCUUAUACUGUCAAAGAUGGGGCGGCUUAUUGCACAUCGAGCGAUGGUGCUCGUGUUGGGUCAUAUUCAUUACCUGAUGCUAGUUUCAAUCUUGAUAAAUUGAAUUGUAAUUGUGCAAGGGACAAGCAAAAGUACAACUAUAAAAUAAACUGCUUAGAAAAUGGCAAUUAUAACCCUCUGCAAACUACCCAGUCCAACGGAUAUUACUGCGUAGACGAUGAUGGUUUCCCUAAAACGGAUAUGUUCGACAGAGAAGUUAACUGUACAGAAUACUAUUAGAAUCAUGUGCAAAGCUUUGAAAUAAAAUGUAUAAAAGAAAUGCUUUCGCGGCCAUCAUUCAAUGUUAUUU